This is a messenger RNA of Lachancea fermentati, 1152 nucleotides long. NCBI's taxonomy places the organism in Eukaryota, Fungi, Ascomycota, Saccharomycetes, Saccharomycetales, Saccharomycetaceae. The record is from the annotation of a GenBank genome assembly.
AUGGGUAUUCCAGUGCACAUCUACGAGGACCCGAACGCGGGGGACGCAGCGACGGGGGCGGCGAGGGGCGCACGCGACGCUUUUGCGACGCGCCGCCGCCGCCGCCACCGCUUUGACGACGCCCGCUUUGACGACGUUUUUACGACACACUCCACCACCGCCGCCGCCGCCGCCGCGGCCCCCUGGGGGCUGUGGCCGCGCCGCGAGUUCGGCGACGCCCAGUGGGCGUCCAUGCGCGAGACCAAGCGCUGCGACGGCGCGCUGUGGGCGCUUUGGCGCGACGACGGCUCGCGCGUGUGCAUCGUGGACGCGAACGGUGCGGUCCACGAGCACGCGGCACGGCUGCCGGCGCGCAUCACCGCGCUGGACGCGCUCGACACACACACGGUCGCGUUCGGGCUGGCGUCGGGCCAGCACGGCGUGCUGGACCUGGCGUCGGGCCGCGCGCACUACGCUGAGGCCGCCAGCAGCGACGGGCACGACGAGAACGCGGCCAUCACGCACGUGUGGGCGCGGCGCGGCGCGCACGUGACCCUCGCGCGCGACGCCACCGUUCGGGUAUCGAGGCCCGCGGCCGCGGGCGCAGCCGCCGCCACCUCGCUGGCCACGACGCGCUGCCUGACGCGCGGCGACGCGGUCACGUGCGCGGACCUCAGCGCAGACGCCGUCUGGCUCGCGCUCAGCGACGGCCACCGCGUCUGGCUGCAGCACCCGCACGACCCGCGCCAGCACAACGUCCCUGGACUCGGCCUGCAGCUCGACGAGCGCGUCGUGUCGCUGCGCUUCGCGCCGCGCGCCCAGCUGCUGGUGGUGGCCACCACGGCGCGGAUCGUCGCGUACGAGUGUGGCGCCGCGUCCGUCGCGCUCGUGUGUGGCGCGCGCGCGGGCACGCUGUACGACUUCGAUCUCCAGGGCGCGCUCGUUGUCGAGCAGCAGCACCUGUACGGCACGCAUGUGGCGCAAUUCCAGCGGGUAAACGGCGGCCCACAAUGGGCCCAGAUAGGGUACGCUGACGUGCGGGCGCAAUUCGGCAUCCGCAAGGUGCACAAGUUGCGCGCGUCAUGCGUCGGCGUUUGGGUGGUUGCAGAGGCCGGGGUGUGCAGCGAGUUUGCGACCACGCGCGACGCCGGUUCCGGCGCGCGCGAGCAUUGA